AUGGCAAAACAGCUUCUCGGAAAUGUGUUGCUAUCAUUUUCAAUCGCAUUACUUCUGCACGCGGCGUUUUCUACGUAUGAACACUUGUCACAUCUAAAGGCGUUGGGAAGGCCAGAGGAUUUACUGCCCUUCGACAUAAUAUUGGAAACACUAUUGUCUCUUGCCUUUGGAAUUUUCUCAGCUUCGAUUCGGGCUCCAGAGACCCGUGAGAUUACAUGGGCAAGCGAGAUGAAGAAAUGGUCAAUCGACGAUAUGGAUUCUCGGUUGGGAUUCGCGAAUUUCGUCACUAGAGGAACGGUUCUGGGGGCUAGUAGUACUCACUCAUGA
Heterobasidion irregulare TC 32-1 is the source of this 327-nucleotide messenger RNA. RefSeq lists its product as uncharacterized. The record is from RefSeq and is a predicted model, not a curated record. Bases 1 to 327 code for a protein of 108 amino acids. Lineage: Eukaryota; Fungi; Basidiomycota; Agaricomycetes; Russulales; Bondarzewiaceae. Gene Ontology annotation, cellular component: Golgi apparatus; EMC complex; early endosome. The transcript is spliced from 5 exons.